CGUGUCCAAUAUGGAAGAACUGGAGGUAGAGGUUCGUGGCUCCAACGGGGCUUAUUACAAGGGCUUAGUCAAAGACAUCCACAAUGAUUCUCUCACCAUUGCCUUUGAGAACAAUUGGCAACCAGAACGCCAGGUGCCCUUCAGUGACGUCAGGAUGCCACCUCCUGUUGAUGCCAAGAAGGAAAUUAGAGAGGGUGAGGAGGUGGAGAUCCUUUCUCGGGCCACUGAGCUGGAACCUUGUGGCUGGUGGCUGGCUAAGGUCUGCAUGACAAAAGGAGAUUUCUUUGUAAUUGAGUAUGCAUCCUGUGAUGCCACCUACAACGAGAUUGUGACGUAUGAGCGCUUGCGCCCAGUCAACACUAACAAGGCAAUCACCAAUAAUUACUUUCACAAGUGCAGUAUCGCUAUUCCCCAAGAUCUGCAAGAAGCGUGUCAGACUGAUAAUGCCCAUAAGGACUUUAAGAAAGCUGUGGAAGCCUGUCAAGUCUCGUACUGCCCUGAGACCAGCCAGUUGGUCAUUGUAUCCACCAAUGACUCAACUGUGAAGCGUGUGUCUUUGCUGAGUGACAUGCACCUCCGCAGCCUCCGAACCAAACUUAUGCUCAUGUCUCGCAACCAGGAAGCUACAAAACACCUCGAGAACUCCAGGCACCUGGUGUCAUCCUUCCAGGAAGAGUUUAUGGUGAGACCAGAUUUGAUGGGAUUGGCCAUUGGUAGUCAUGGCAGUAACAUUCAGCAAGCACGAAAAGUUUCAGGUGUCACCGCCAUUGAUUUGGAUGAAGAGACUGGUACCUUCAGAAUUUAUGGCGAGACAGCAGAAGCAGUGAAAAAGGCAAGGAACUUCCUCGAGUUUCUGGAGGAUUCUGUCCAGGUACCAAGAAACCUUGUUGGUAAAGUCAUUGGUAAGAAUGGAAAGGUCAUUCAGGAGAUUGUGGAUAAGUCUGGAGUGGUGAGGGUCAGGAUAGAAGGAGACAAUGACAACAAGCAACCUCGACAAGAAGGAAUGGUCCCCUUUACCUUUGUCGGUACUAAGGAAAGUAUUGGAAAUGUCCAGGUCUUGCUGGAGUACCACAUCUCUUACCUCAAUGAGGUUGAACAGCUUCGUCUGGAGCGGAUGCAGAUUGAUGAACAGUUGCGUCAGCUCACGCAGGGCCACCGACCAGGAGACAAGGAGAGAGGAGAGCGUGGGGAGCGAGGAGGAGGGGGAUACAACAUGGAUGGCAGUGCCAAUGCUUCGUCUUCAUCGUCACAUGUUGGGCGUUCCUACAACUGUCGAGGUCGCGGGCGCAGAGGCCACGGUUACAGUACCGGAUAUGGCACCAACUCUGAGCACUCCAAUGCCUCUGAGACUGAUUCGGAGCGUCGAGAUGAAGUCAGUGACUGGUCUCAGGCUGGUGAGGCGCAAAUGAGGGAGAGGGAAAGAGGUCUGCGUCCACAGAGAGAUAGUCGCAGGCGGCCGGGACCUGGCAGAGGACGAGGAGGACGAGGAAGAGGAGGAUACAAUAACAGCUCCAGUAAAUACGCUUUGACAUUUGGUUAAAAGUAACAAGAAUUCUAGUUUGAAAGCAAUGACUUUGUAGCAGGGCCUCGGGGUGACACUACGGAGACAAACACUGAGACAGACCAGACGGCUGAUACAGAUGCGAGUGAGUCCAACUUGCUUGCCACCCGCCAGCGAAGAUCACGACGACGUAGGACAGAUGAGGACACCACAAUGAUGGAUGGCAUGAGCGAGUCGGACAAUGCCUCAAUGAGUGAAAAUGGAAUAGAUGAUGCUGAAGCUCAACCUCAGCGUCGUAACCGUAGUCGACGACGUCGCAUUCGCCUGCCUGAAGAGAGGCAGCCAGUGACAGUGGCCGACUUCAUGUCCAGGGCUGACUCUCAGAGCAGACAGAUGUCAACCAAGGACGCCGAGAUUAACAAGGAUGAGAGUCAGGUGGAUGCUGGAGAAGAACACAGCCCAGAGGCUCCCUCUGCAGCCACCAAUGGUUCUGACAACAGUGCUGCAGACAGUGAGAGCAACAGUGCCACCCAUGACCCCGGGUCCUCCACUGAGGGAGCCACUAAAGUCUGUAACGAAGGGGAGCCUGACCCUAAACCUGUUGUCAAUGGCCUCUCAUAGACCCCAAAACAUGGUUUCAAAUAUUUCCGCUUAUCUGGCUUUGUUUGAAAUCUCACAAUUUUGUGUGAAUCUGUUUUUAAUGCAGCAAGAACUUUAAUUUUUUUUUUUUUUUUUUUUUUUUUUUUUUACUUUAAAAUUUGAAACAGUGCACAUUUUAGUAGUCUGUAUUUACACCACUCCUUUACACUCUUGUCCUACUAUCCAUGCAGUUAGUCUUUUUACAGUAGUUCUUCCUGUAUAAGCUGGCCAAAGAUAGUCUAACACACACUAUGUAAAUGUUCAUUUUCAGUUGAGGGAUUGACUGUGAAUGCAGUAUUUGGAAAAGGUAGUCAGGGAUUCCACUCAAACCCAUACUGUGGUAUUAAUGCAGCUGUUCUUUUUGGUGACAUCUUAGCAGGGGUUUUGUAAAUGUCUGCCUUUGCCAGGUGAACUUCCAAAACAUUUUCUGGAUAUUUUGUGCAUCUGAAGUAGUUUGUACUUCCAAUUGUUGUGCAUGAGCAAUACCACAGUGCAGGCAGAUUUAUUGGAAGCUCUGUGUACUUGACAUUGACGUGAUCAGCUGUCGUGCCUUGAGAAUAGUUUGAACAUGUUGCCUGAACCGCACAAUACCCAAAAUCCUUUCACUUGUUUGGUGGUUGUUUGCUCCGUUUCGGUUGGACCAGAUGAGCUGUUUUUCUGAAAUGCUCUCUUCCAACUGUGAACUGACAACACCAACCACUGAAGACCCUGAAAAGAUGUUAGGAUGCAUAUCUUUUAAAGUCAGGUGUGACUGUUCUUAAUGUUUAUCCUUUCUAUAUUUGUUGAGUUUGGCAUAGCUGCUUUCUCUUUUUCAAUAUGCAACCACUUUGUUCAUGAGGAAAUGUUACAGCAUACAGUGGGGCAAAAAAGUAUUUAGUCAGCCAACAAUUGUGUUCUCACACUUAGAUGAGAGGCCUGUAAUUUUCAUCAUAGGUAUACCUCACCUAUGAGAGACAAAAUGAGGGGGAAAAAACCCAGAAUAACAUUUUUAAAGAAUUUAUUAGCAAAUUAUGGUGGAAAAUAAGUAUUUGGUCAAUAACAAAAGAUCAUCUCAGUUCAAUAUUUUGUUAAAUACCCUUUGUUGGGAAUGUCACAGGUCAAACGUUUUCUGUAAGUCUUCAAGGUUUUCACACACUGUUGCUGGUAUUUUGGCCCAUUCCUCCACGCAGAGCUCCUCGAGAGCAGUGAUGUUAUGAGGCUGUCACUGGGCAACACAGCCUAUCAAACUCCCUCCAAAGAUUUUCUAUGGGGUUGAGAUCUGGAGACUGGCUAGGCCACUGCGGGACCUUGAAGUGCUUCUCACGAAGCCACUCCUUCGUUGCCCGGGCAGUGUGUUUGGAUCAUGGUCAUGCUGAAAGACCCAGCCACGUGUCCUCUUCAAUGUCCUUGCUGAUGGAAGGAGGUUUUCACUCAAAAUCUCACGAUACAUGUCCCCAUUCAUUCUUUCCUUUACACGGAUCAGUUGUCCUGGUCCCUUUGCAGAAAAACAGACCCAAAGCAUGAGGUUUCCACCCCCAUGCUUCACAGUAGGUAUGGUGUUCUUUGGAUGCAACUCAGCAUUCUUUCUUCUCCAAACACCCAAAAAUUAUAUUUUGGUUUCAUCUGACCAUAUGACAUUCUGCCAAUCCUCUUCUGUAUGUCCAAAUGCUCUCUCGUAAACUUCAGACGGGCCUGGACAUGUACUGGCUUAAGCAGGACACGUCUGGCACUGCAGGAUUUAAGUCCCUGGUGGCGUAGUGUGUUACUGAUGGUAGCCUUUAUUACUUUGGUCCCAGCUCUCUGCAGGUCAUUCACUAGGUCCCACCGUGUGGUUCUGGGAUUUUUGCUCACCGUUCUUGUGAUCAUUUUGACCCCACGGGGUGAGAUCUUGCAUGGAUCCCCAGAUCAAGGAAGAUUAUCAGUGGUCUUGUAUGUCUUCUAUUUUCUAAUAAUUGCUCCCAUAGUUGAUUUAGUCACACCAAGCUGCUUACCUAUGGCAGAUUCAGUCUUCCCAGCCUGGUACAGGUCUACAAUUUUGUUUCUGGUGUCCUUGGACAGCUCUUUGGUCUUGGCCAUAGUGGCGUGUGACUGUUUGAGGUUGUGGACAGUUGUCUUUUAUACUGAAGAACAACAUUCAAACAGGUGCCAUCAAUACAGGUAAUGAGUGGAGGACAGAGGAGCCUCUUAAAGAAGUUACAGGUCUGUGAGAGCCAGAAAUCAUGUUCGUUUAUAGGUGACCAAAUACUUAUUUUCCACCAUAAUUUGCUCAUAAAUUCUUUAAAAAUCAGUGAAUCCCCCCCCCCCCCCCCC
Messenger RNA from Phyllopteryx taeniolatus (common seadragon), 4429 nucleotides. It is a transcript of the gene fxr1, whose product is annotated as FMR1 autosomal homolog 1. Gene Ontology annotation, biological process: DNA damage response; regulation of alternative mRNA splicing, via spliceosome; regulation of mRNA stability. Gene Ontology annotation, cellular component: presynapse; dendritic spine; membrane. The transcript has 17 exons. Gene Ontology annotation, molecular function: translation regulator activity; mRNA 3'-UTR binding; protein homodimerization activity. The record is from RefSeq and is a predicted model, not a curated record. Lineage: Eukaryota; Metazoa; Chordata; Actinopteri; Syngnathiformes; Syngnathidae.